Messenger RNA from Elaeis guineensis (African oil palm), 1430 nucleotides. Its product is annotated as glucuronoxylan 4-O-methyltransferase 3. The record is from RefSeq and is a predicted model, not a curated record. Gene Ontology annotation, biological process: xylan biosynthetic process. Lineage: Eukaryota; Viridiplantae; Streptophyta; Magnoliopsida; Arecales; Arecaceae.
ACCAUUCUCUCCAGUACACAAAGAAAUAUUACUCAUCCUCCAUAGCCAGACCUUUCCAAGAGCAAAGCCUUCCAGCUUUUAAUCCUUUCAUGUGCAUCUCUUCCAUCACAAUGAUCGAGUGACUCUCAUCAAUCCAAUCUUAAUAUAUAGGCUUCAAUUCCAACCAAAGCCUUAUGUCACCUAUCCAAAUUUCCUGAAACGAAAUCAGCUCCUCAUCAUUUCUUCUCUUGUUCUUUCCAUCCAAACCAAGUCUUGCAGCCAAUUUCCCAUUCCAUGGCAACCAUGAAGCCCAAGGUCCCAAACUACCUCAACCUAAAGCUCCUCAUCCUAGGCUUCGUCCUACUCUUUCUCAUCCUCCUCUUACUAAGAUCCAACUCAUCUUCUCCAGCUCCACCAAGCACAUCACAAAGUAACCAAAUUAGCCCAUCAAAUGCAUUACCAACAACUUCAUGCACAAAGAUCCCACAGUCCCUGGCAAACACCAUCAUCCACUAUGCAACCUCAAACACAACUCCCCAACAGACCUUCAAGGAGAUAUCUGUGACAGCCAGAGUCCUAGAAAAGAAGGCCCCAUGCAACUUCCUGGUCUUCGGCUUAGGCCGUGACAGCCCCAUGUGGACUGCACUCAACCAUGGAGGCCGCACAGUCUUCCUCGAGGAAGACAUGUCAUGGAUGGAGACCAUCCAAGAGAAGUUCCCCACAUUGGAAUCAUACCAUGUAACGUACGAUACCAAGGUGACCCAGGCAAAUGAUCUCUUGGAGCUGAGAAGAGAACCGGCGUGCACUGCGGUCGGUGAGGUGAAAUUUUCUAAGUGUCAAUUGGCACUGAAGAGGCUACCAAGUGUGUUCUUUGAGGUGGAGUGGGACUUGAUCAUGGUGGAUGCGCCGACCGGGUGGAUCCCGGAGGCACCUGGGAGGAUGGGAGCAAUAUACACCGCAGGGAUGGCGGCGAGGGCGAGGACCGAGGGGGAGACUGAUGUCUUUGUGCAUGAUGUGGAUAGAGUUGUGGAGGAUAAAUUCUCAAAGAUCUUCUUGUGUGAGGGGUACUUGAGAGAACAAGAAGGCAGGCUCAGGCAUUUCACCGUUCCCAGCCACAGGACUGGCUCAGACAUACCCUUCUGUCCCUGAUGGAGGAAAGAAUUUGGUAUGCAGGAAGAGAUCUUACUCCUAUUCUUUUGUGUGUUAAUUCAGCAUUGUUGUUGAAGGGCACGAGAGGCUACUUGGAUCUUGAUGGAAGGGUUUUACUAUUUUGUUAUGGAUUUUAUCACAUUUACCUUGAUGAGAUUGGUGUAAGCUAGAGGCUUAUUUCACUGUUCCUUUAUUAAAAGUUUAAUGUCGGUUACAAUCCUUCAGCUAAUCAUUUAUGAGGCUGUCUAUAUGAAUUCCUCUUUCUAUAUUAAAAAUUCACAUGCCUUGCUGAUUUUGUCUUC